Molecule: messenger RNA, 954 nt
Organism: Eimeria mitis
Lineage: Eukaryota; Apicomplexa; Conoidasida; Eucoccidiorida; Eimeriidae
Exons: 3
Coding region: 1-954 (317 amino acids)
Molecular function (GO): ice binding
Source: RefSeq, a predicted model, not a curated record
AUGCAUGCAUGUCCUUCAUACGGGCUGCAGCAGCAGCAGCAGCAGCAGCAGCAACAGCAGGAACAGCAGCGAAAACAGCAGCAGCACCGCCACCACCAGCACCAUCAACAGAAGCAGCAACAACAGCAGCAACAGCACAAUCAACAGCAGCAGCAGCAUCAGCAGCAGCAGCAUCAGCAGCACCAACAGCAGCACCAGCACCAUCAGCAGCAGCAGCACCAUCACCACCACCACCACCAACAACAGCAGCAACAGCAGCAGCGCAAUCAUCAUCAGCAGCACCACCACCAACAGCAGCAGCAGCAGCAGCAGCAGAAGCAGCAGCACCAUCAUCAUCAGCAGCAGCACCACCACCACCAACAGCAGCAGCAACAGCAGCAGCAACAGCAGCAGCAGCAGCAGCAGCAGCAGCAGCAGCAGCAGCAGCACCCUUUGGGUAUAUGUAGGAGUGGGUUUGUCUUCAUUGAGUGGCUGCCGUUUGCUUCUUCUUUUGCUUCGUCAGAUAACACAGACUCAACCAGCAGCUUCUCGGUUAGCUCAGCUGCAGCAGCAGCAGCAGCAGCAGCAGCAGCAGCAGCAGCAGCAGCAGCAGCAGCAGCAGCAACAGAAACAGCAGUGGCAGCAACAGCAGUAGCAGCAACGGCAGCGAACGUAGUACCAGCAGUAGCAGCAGCAGCAGCAACAACAGCAGUAGCAGCAGCAACAGCAGCAACAGCAGCAACAGCAGCAGCAGCAACAGCAACAGCAACAGCAAAAGCAGCAACAGCAACAACUAGUACCAGCAGUAGCAGCAGCAGCAGCAACAACAGCAGUAGCAGCAGCAACAGCAGCAACAGCAGCAGCAGCAACAGCAACAGAAGCAGCAGCAACAGCAGUAGCAGCAACAGCAACAGCAGCAACAGCAGCAGCAGCAGCAGCAGGAACCCAAUCAGCCGCAUGCAUGUAAAUAAAUAA